AUGGCAAGUUCAAGCAAUCAAAACAUGGGAGCUCUACCACUUUCUUUUCCACUUCUCAAUGGAGAAAGCUAUGAUUUUUGGUGUGUGAAGAUGAAGACCCAACUUAUGUCAAAUGAUGUUUGGGAAUAUGUUCAAGAUGGGUUUGAAGAUUGUCAAGGUAUUUCUGACAACCUCUUUCCUAGAAUCAUCAAUGAAACCCAAGCCAAGAAAGCAUGGGAUAUUCUUUACAAUGAGUAUAGAGGCAAUUUGAAGGUAAAAACCAUCAAACUUCAAUUCUUGAGAAGAGAUUAUGAGAAUUUGAAAAUGAAGGAUAAUGAAUUAUUUAGCCAAUUUGAGUGUCGAAGAAUUGAUGGUUCCCUUAAGACAUUUGAGCAAAGAUUGAAUAGGCAAUCCGAAAAGUCAAUUGAGAGUGCCUUUCAAUCUAAACUUAAUGUUAGUACCCCAAAGCCCCAUGGGAAAGGAUCUUCUUCAAGUCAUAAUCAAUCUAGAGGGGAAUUUUCAAGUGGUGGAAAUUUUGAACGAGGAAGAGGUGGAAAUGAUAGAGGAAGAGGAAGAGGAAUGAAUAAUUUUCAAAGGGGAAACAAUUUUCAAGCAAGAGGGAAUGAUGAGGCUACUCAACCAAGGUGUGGAAUUUGUAAAAGGGGUAGUCAUGUUGAUAAAUAUUGUUGGUUUCGAGGGAAGCCACAAUGUUACAAUUGCAACAAAUUUGGGCACGUCAAAAAGGGUUGCCGAGUCACAAACAAUCAACAAGCUAAUUACUCCGAAGAGCAAGAAGGUGGAGGGUGCAAGUUUUAUGCUUGUCAAGCGGCUUCCGAGCAAAAGAAUGAUGUGUGGUUUCUUGAUAGUGGUUGUAGUAACCACAUGACCGGAGAUGAGAGUAUCUUUGUGAAAAUCGAUACUUCCUCCAAUUCUCAAGUAAAGAUGGGGAAUGGUGCCUAA
Messenger RNA from Rhododendron vialii, 939 nucleotides. RefSeq lists its product as uncharacterized. Gene Ontology annotation, molecular function: nucleic acid binding; zinc ion binding. The transcript is spliced from 3 exons. The coding region runs from base 1 to 939 and encodes 312 amino acids. The record is from RefSeq and is a predicted model, not a curated record. NCBI's taxonomy places the organism in Eukaryota, Viridiplantae, Streptophyta, Magnoliopsida, Ericales, Ericaceae.